Molecule: messenger RNA, 3584 nt
Organism: Acyrthosiphon pisum (pea aphid)
Lineage: Eukaryota; Metazoa; Arthropoda; Insecta; Hemiptera; Aphididae
Exons: 8
Coding region: 1701-2666 (321 amino acids)
Molecular function (GO): sequence-specific DNA binding
Source: RefSeq, a predicted model, not a curated record
UAAAUACUCUGCCGAUUUGUUCGUUCCUACGUAAUAAAAUAAUAUUGUUCGUGUGUAAUUUUUCUCGUGUAAACGUGUACGUCAUUUAAAACGCUUUAGAUCGUAGAAUCGUACGGCGUACGUGGAGGUAGGCCGAACAGAAUUUAUUACUCCUGCCGUCGGGGACCAUUUCGUGUUUUGUAAAUACGUACCUACCGAUCGAACGAACAAAAGUACUCGACACCGAUUUAUAAUCAAAGACCGCGAUUACGGGAGUUCCGCGUAGUCGGUCGUCUUUUGUUUUCGUCGUAGUUUAGGUUAUAAAGAAUAAUAUUAUUAUAAUUUUUUUUUACCGUUUGCGUUUGUCCGGCUAAAUAAUAGAUAGGUAAGCGCUAUUCGAACAUCCAUUUUCAACAGUACCUAAUAUCUCAUCGGAUUUUUGACUUUUUUCUUAUUUCCGUUAAACGCUUUGCCGAUUUAUUCGUUCCUACGUAAUAAAAUAAUAUUGUUCGUGUGUAAUUUUUAUCGUGUAAACGUGUACGUCAUUUAAAACGCUUUAGAUCGUAGAAUCGUACGGCGUACGUGGAGGUAGGCCGAACCGAAUUUAUAAUUCCUGCCGCCGGGGACCAUUUCGUGAUUUGUAAAUACGUACCUACCGAUCGAACGAACAAAAGCACUCGACACCGAUUUAUAAUCACAGACCGUGAUUACGGGAGUUAACGUCAUAGAUAUUAUAAUAUCAGCUAUGGUUCACGACGUAGUCGGUCGUCUUUUGUUUUCGUCGUAGUUUAGGUUAUGAAGAAUAACAUCAUUAUAAUUUUUUUCACCGUGUCCGUUUGUCCGGCUAAAUAAUAAAUAAGCGCUUUUCGAACAUCCAUUUUCAACAGUACAAUAGUAAUAUCUCAUCGGAUUUUUGACUUUUUUCUUAUUCCCGUUAAACGAUUUGCCGAUUUAUUCGUUCCUACGUAAUAAAAAUAUUGUUCGCGUGUAAUUUUUCUCGUGUAAACGUGUACGUCAUUUAAAACGGUUUAGAUCGUAGAAUCGUACGGCGUACGUGGAGGUAGGCCGAACAGAAUUUAUUACUCCUGCCGUCGGGGACCAUUUCGUGAUCUGUAAAUACGUACCUACCGAUCGAACGAACAAAAGUACUCGACACCGAUUUAUAAUCACAGACCGCGAUUACGGGAGUUCCACGUAGUCGGUCGUCUUUUGUUUUCGUCGUAGUUUAGGUUAUGAAGAAUGUUAUUAUGAUUUUUUUUCACCGUGUCCGUUUGUCCGGCUAAAUAAUGAAUUUAGCGCUUUUCGAACAUUCAUUUUCAACAGUACAAUAGUAAUAUCUCAUCGAAUUUGUGACCGUGAAAUCAAAAAAUUUAUGUUCGUCUCGGUCUCGUUCGUGUGAUUUGUACAGUACUCGGCGAGAUUGCAGUAGACAUAUUGUAUGACUGGAUUGACUACCACGAGAAAACGUACACAUCCAAACACAAUCAUCGGUCUAUGGGAUACCGGAAUACAUGUGUGGUAUACAUUCCAAGAAUUAGUGAUCGAGGCUGCUCACGUCCAUUGAUCGAGUUCCAACUGCAUACAGUACAGAUAACUGUCUACUGAUAAUCCUAACUUCAAUAUCCGCCUUGUCAAAUUGGUCUCUGUGUGGUUGAACUUUUAUAUUAAUCAUAUUAACUUUAUUUUUGAUAAUAGUUUAUAAUACUACCUGUGUUGUAAAAAUGCAUAAAUGUAUAGUGUGCUUCAAUACGUAUGAUAAAACAAAGGGCCGUCAUCGAGCAGUUAUUUAUCAUGGAUUUCCAAAAGAUCCAUGCAUGAGAAGAAAAUGGCUUAGAGUUUUUGGGAUUGAUCGUUGUUACGAUUGGCAACGUAUAUGUAGUGAUCAUUUUUUAGAAGAAAACUAUAAGCCGGGAAAAAAGAAAUUUUUAUUUUCAAAUGCUAUUCCCCAACCUUAUCAUCAAAAUGGUUUUCCUUCUGAUUAUGCUACUCAAAGUAAUGAUGUUGUAACUGGAAAUAAUGUAAUUUUACCAAUGGAACAAAAUAUCAUACAAAAUUUGGCUUAUUAUGAUGAAAGUGAUUGCAUAGAAUCUGAAUUUUACAGAGAGGAACAAAUUGGAAAUUCUGUUAUUAAUAAUUUUAAAUCAAGACGGUCAUCUACACCUACUGGAAACAAUGAGGAUAUGAGUAAUAAAAAUAUGCCGGACCAUACUUUAAGAUCUGGAUUACUAUGUUCUGUUAACAAUUGCUUUAAUAAGCAUUCAAAGAAUAUUAGUUUCUUUGGCUAUCCCAAGGAUUUAACAUUGAGAAAAAUGUGGAUAGAAAGAUGCAGAAUAAAACAAGAUCUUGAUAAAAUAGUAACGAGUACUACAAGAGUUUGUAGUAUUCAUUUUAAACUAGACUGUUUUAUGAAUACUGAAUUAAAGAACAGACUAAAACCAGGUUCUGUUCCAUCAUUAUUUUUAGAUAAUGCAGAUAUAAUAAAUACAAAAAAUAUUCCAUCAACAAGUUCCCGUUCAAAUAAAAAAUCAUCUACUUCAUCUUCAAAUAAUUUAAAGGAAUUGGUAACCAGCACAUAUCCCAUAAUGUUUAUACCCAAAACAGGAAAUAGGAUCUUAUAUUUUCCAUCCCACCAAAACCGAAUUCAUCGAGGAUACAGAGAUAUACUCUCUCAUGAUACACCAAAUUAGUCAUAUAAAUGCACUAUUUUUAUUGUAAAUUUGUAAAAAUUAUUUUAAAAUUUUGUUUGUAAAUAAUAAAUAGUACUUACUAAGUAAUAUUUACUUGAAAUAGGUAAUUUGUAAUAAUAAUUGUUUAUAAAAAUAAAAACAAUCAAUUAACUAGGUACCUAGGUACCUAAUUUCUUUAUAAUUUUUGUAAUAUACUUUUACAUCAAAUAAUAGUCAAAAUGAUCAUUUUGACUGAAUCAAAAUGCGUCUAGACUCUAGACCACUACAACUUUUACAAAGAAAAAUUGUUAGGAUAUGUUUAAAUAAAAAUACUUUAAUAAUUGGUUCAACUAAAAAAAACUUAAAGUUAUUAGAUGUGUUACCAUUUGAGUCUGUAUAUAAAAAAAUAACUAUUGUAUAUAUAAUUAAAAACCUUGAAUCCUUUUUGGAUAUGAAAAAAGGUAAUAAUUAAAAGAUAAAAUAUGGCAUUUGAUGUCAGAAUGGAGUAUUCUAUACAGAAGGGAUUCGUACAACUGCAGCGAAGAAAGGCGUAUCUUUGUUUUUACAAAUUGUUUUUGGUUUUUUUGAAGUUGUCAUAAUUAUUUUUGUGUAGUUCCCGCGAAAUCGGUGGUAAUUUCAUUUUAUUGUAUAGGACGUAUUUGAUUGUUUUAUGCUACUAUCAGUAACCACUAACCUUAAUAUUAUGGAAAUGAAAAAAAUAUCAGAUUUGGUUAUUAUCAAUACUUGAAUAAAUAUAGUAAAUAAUUAUAUUUAACUAUAUUGUAGUUUAAUAUUAGUUAUAAGCAUUCUAAUUGUAUACAUAGAUUGAUUAUUCAGUUCUUGUCCGCUUUUAUUAUUUAUAAUUACAUUGUUCAUAUUAUGUUAUAUAACUCUACCACCAGUGGCGUAUUUUGGGGGGGGUGUCCACGGUGUCUGGAC